Mauremys mutica (yellowpond turtle) is the source of this 2141-nucleotide messenger RNA. It is a transcript of the gene TRIM35, whose product is annotated as tripartite motif containing 35. The coding region runs from base 418 to 1890 and encodes 490 amino acids. The record is from RefSeq and is a predicted model, not a curated record. The transcript is spliced from 7 exons. Lineage: Eukaryota; Metazoa; Chordata; Testudines; Geoemydidae. Gene Ontology annotation, biological process: positive regulation of apoptotic process; innate immune response. Gene Ontology annotation, molecular function: zinc ion binding; protein binding.
GGGGGUUCUUUGCAGUUUGAACCGGCUGGAGGGACUCGCAGGAGAGGGCUGGAUCGUGCGACAGGGCCGAGGGGAUGAUUGGCAAGGACAAGGGAUCCCAGCGAUGGAGCAAAGGAAGGAAGUGAGAACCGAGGGUGGAGCAGCGAGAGAAGAGCAGCGGGAGGAAUCUGCCUGAAGAGAUCCAGCGAGAGCCCACGGGCUGUGCAGAAGGGCCUGGCCGACGUGUGGAAAUACCAGGGAGUUGCUGCUGAUCCUUUGCUUGGCCUGUGACAGCCGGGGAGGGGCUGCAGCUGGCGGACGGGACAGGAGGGCGGAGGGACGAGAACGCGCUCAGUUGUCUUCCCACUUAAAGGCGGUCUCGGAAUAACCGUGCAGGCCUCGCGGGACUAUUCCCAUGAGUGAGCAUCACUCCCGGCCAUGGAGACCGACGCCGCUUCUGCCGCCGCCUCCUCCCGCCCCGGGGCCACCUUCAAAGAGGAGCUGCUCUGCCCCAUCUGCUACGACCCCUUCCGCGAGGCCGUGACCCUGGGCUGCGGCCACAACUUCUGCCGGGCCUGCGUGAGCCGCUCGUGGGAGCACCAGCCCCGCCACGCGUGCCCCGUGUGCAAGGAGCUGGCCCCCCUGGGCGAGCUGCGGGUCAACCACACGCUCAACAACCUGGUGGAGAUGCUCCUGCGGGAGGAGAGCCGGAGGGGCGCCCCGGCCGGGCCCGCCCUGUGCGCCCUGCACCGCGAGGAGGCCAAGCUCUUCUGCCACGACGACAAGGAGCUGGUGUGCGCCCUGUGCCAGAGCGCCAAGCAGCACCAGGGCCACAAGGUGCGGCCGGUGGCGGAGACGGCCAAGGACUACAGGGCCAAAUGGAGGAACAUGGAGAACUCCCUGCGGGACAAGGUGAAGGAUUUCGGGGCAGUCCGGCGGUCGUACGAGUCAAUCUCCAAGCACAACCAGGUGGAGGUGGCCAGGCUGGAGGAUCAGAUCAGGAAGGAGUUCGAGAAGCUGCACGAGUUCCUGCGGGGCGAGGAGAAGGCCGUGCUGGCGGAGCUGCACGAGGAGGCCCGGCACAAGCGGGGCCUGAUCGACGGCAAGAUCACGAAGCUGUCGGAGGACAGCGAUGCCCUGCUGCACGAGGCCAACCAGCUGCAGGCUGACCUGACGGAGGACGAUGUCUCCUUCCUCAAGAAACACAAGAACCGCAAGCGCAGAAUUGCCUGCACGGCAGAGGAGCCGGAAGCCAUCCCGCCGGGAAUGCUGGUUGAUGUCCCCAAGUUCCUGGGGUCCCUGCAGUAUGACGUGUGGAAGAAGAUGCUGGACAUCAUUACAGUAGUUCCCUUCAGCUUUGACCCCAACUCUGCCGCGGGCUGGCUCUCCGUCUCCAGCAACCUCACCAGCAUCACCAACGGCAGCUACAAGCUACUGGUGGACAACCCGGAGCGCUUCUCCUCGGCCCCCUGCAUCCUGGGCUCCCGGGGCUUCUCCAAGGGCUCCCACGCGUGGGAGGUGGACCUGGGCGGGCUCACGAACUGGCGCGUGGGCGUGGCCAAGGAGCGCGGCAGCCGCCGGUGGAACUUCCACCACGACGCCCGCUCGGGCUUCUGGUACAUCUACCGCCUGCAGGGCGCGGACAGCGAGAUGUGCCGGGCCUCCAACUCGGCCAGGUCGGAGACGGCGCUCCGGGACCUCAAGCGGAUCCGGGUGGAACUGGACUGCGACGAGGGCGAGCUCUCCUUCUACGACGCCGACCAGAAUAGCCACAUCUACACCUUCCAUGAGCAGUUCAGUGGCGAGGUUUUCCCCUAUUUCUACGUGGGCAACCCAAAGCCUGAUACGCCGCCCGGGUCCCUCAGGAUCUGCCCUCUGCGCGUCCUGAUCAAGGAGGACCUUCCACUCUAGGCUGCUCAACACAACCGGUAAAGGCUCCCCCUCCUGCCUUGCCCGUUUCCCAUCUUCCAAGAGCCUUUCGACAGUGUCUGCCAUCAGGCUGUGCUCCAAUGGACUAACCCCCUCCAACCCCUGGUUUCUUGCUUGGGGUUUCUCACGGGAAGCUGUUACUGGUGGGUUUUUAUUUUCUACUGUUUGCCUCCGUAACAGAUUGUGGCUUUUUUUUCCUUCUUUUUAAUAAACGUCGGUGGUGGCAGGACACA